CUCACCAGUACUGAGAGAGAGUGAGAGAAGUCCCCCCCCCCCCCCUCCAACUCCUCAUUCAUGGUCUCCUUGGUGGAUGGCACAUAUCCGACCAGUCUCCUUCAGACCGUUCAACAGUUUAGAGAGAGAGAACCGAAGCUGACGUUGUUUUGUUUUGUUUUCGUUCUCUUCUUCUCACUUGUAACUCGCACAUUUAUAACUUGGCUCUGACCGACAACAUCACCUGGUGCUGCACCUCUCUCGAUCACGCCACAGUUUUGCCCCCCUCCGUUUCGUUUUUGUUUUAAAAAGCCACUCGGCAACUAUUUGCGCAGUCGGGCGCUAACUGUUCCAGGAUCCGGUCGUCGUCGCUGGCUGACGUUGAGAUUAUAUCCCAGUUUAUUUUUCUUCUCCAAUCGGGGGGUUUCUAGUUCGAAUCGAAUUCGAUUGAUUUUGAACGACAAUCUCCAACGCCAAAAGUUUUGAAUUUCCGUGGACGACAAUAUUUGAGUGCUUGCGCAGUGUUUUAUACCCGUCGGGAAAAUUAUCUAACUAAACGUCAAUUAAAAAGAAACAAUCGAAAAGCGAAAAAGAAAAAUGAGUUCGACGCGGACGACCGUUGUUUUCGUUGUGGUGUUGAUGAUGGUCCUCCCGUAUCUCGGCACGGCCAAAGGGCGAGGAAGAGGCAGCAAAUGGUGGGGAAUCGCCCGAGCCGGUGAACCCAACAAUUUGGUGUCGAAUUCCAUCAAGGAGAAUUCAAUCACGAAUUCGUACUUGGAUCCCGACGUUCACGCAACUCUGAGACGCAAGCAGCGUCGCUUGGUUCGCGACCACCCAGGCGUCGUCGUGGCCGUGGCCAAAGGCGCCAAACAGGCCAUUUCCGAGUGCAAACAUCAAUUCAAAAAUAGGCGCUGGAACUGCCCCACCAAGGACUUCCAUCGCGGCCGCAAUCUCUUCGGAAAGAUCGUCGAUCGAGCUUGCCGUGAAACUGCCUUCAUCUACGCCCUGAUGUCAGCAGCGGUGACCCAUUCGGUGUCACGGGCCUGUUCGGAAGGAGCCAUCGAGUCCUGCACUUGCGACUACAGCCAACGCGGACCGUCUGGAGCCGACUGGGAAUGGGGCGGCUGCUCGGACAACAUCCAAUUCGGCGUCAAGUUCUCUCGGGAGUUUGUCGACGCCGGCGAGAAGGGCCGCGACAUCCGUUACAUGAUGAACCUCCACAACAACGAAGCCGGUCGAGUGCACGUUUCGACGGAGAUGAGACAAGAGUGCAAAUGUCACGGAAUGAGCGGCUCUUGUACGGUGCGGACCUGCUGGAUGAGAUUGCCAUUCUUCCGCGUCGUCGGCGACAAUUUGAAGGACCGUUUUGACGGAGCUUCGCGGGUCCUCAUCAGCAACACGGGCCGGACGCCGGGCAACGGUCGCAAGAAGUACAACUACCAGCUGAAGCCUUACAACCCGGAGCACAAGGCCCCGUCCAAGAAAGAUUUGGUCUACUACGAGAACUCGCCCAACUUUUGCGAGAAGAACCUGAAAUUGGGCAUCGCCGGGACGCAGGGGCGCGUCUGCAACGAGACGUCGAUCGGCGUCGACGGCUGCGAUCUGAUGUGCUGCGGCAGAGGCUACAAAACGGAGGUGAAGGAGGUGGUCGAGCGCUGCGCUUGCACUUUCCACUGGUGCUGCGAAGUCAAGUGCAAAGUUUGCCGGACCAAGAAAACCAUCCACACUUGUCUAUAGGCACCGACUCUUAUAGAAUCAAAGUGACGAAACCCACAACAAACUUAAAAGGAAUUUCUGUGACAUAUCACAAACCACUUCCUUUCCAGCUCCAAAAAUAUGAAGACAUUAGAAACACCACAAGAAAACCAACCAAUCAACCAACAACCACCGGCCGAAUCUGAUCGGCUCUACACAACAAAUACGGCCAAUCAAAUUCUCCCCCGCUAUUAUUUUUCUCUGUUCUUGAAUUGAAUUAUCCUAUCGCCACCCACAAUUUUCAUCACAAAAGAAAACAAGAAAACAGUUUCGACUGUUGUUAUAUCAACACUAUGUGCCUUGAGAAAAGAAAAAACGAAAAAAUUCAACUUUGUGCGUGUGUUUGUGACAACCCAACGGGCGUUUAUAGCUCUCUUUCAUUUCUACAACUCUCCUUCUUUUCUUUUCUUUUUGUUUUCCUCGCAUCAUUCUAUUCAUUUUCACUACAACUAAUUAUUCAACUUUUAUAUCCGUCACUCUCUGAUUUUCGUCUCUCCACUUUUUUGCUCUCUCAUCGCCAUCAUCACCUCUCUUAUCCUUCCUUCUCUCCUGCCGACGCCAUUCGUAUUGAUACAAACUAGUCACCUUGUCUUUUGAUUACAUUAAAUGCGUAUGAUCUGUGUUUGGUUGAAUAGGCCUUCGCGCCUCACCCUCCAUACCAACCCACCCCCUUUGGAACUAUUUCAAUUUUUCACCUUUUUGACUUCAUUAAUUAUUUUUUAGUUGAUUUUGAAUUAUUAUUUUUUUUAUUUAUUUUCCUUUUCUUCUUCUUCUUCUUCUUUUGGGGUGGAAAAAGAGAAUUUCGUGCGUUAUUUGACCCGAAAAGAGCGCGUUAUUCGAAUCAAUUCGAGUAGCUUAUAUAAUUCCCACCCAUUUACUCCAGCCUUGACUCGACGGUCUAAAGAAUACUCGCCAUGUUCCGCCCUUAAUUCUUCCUCGAAAAAAAAAAUGAAACAAAC
Daphnia pulex (common water flea) is the source of this 2693-nucleotide messenger RNA. It is a transcript of the gene wg, whose product is annotated as protein wingless-like. Gene Ontology annotation, cellular component: extracellular region. Gene Ontology annotation, biological process: neuron differentiation; canonical Wnt signaling pathway; cell fate commitment. The transcript is spliced from 4 exons. Lineage: Eukaryota; Metazoa; Arthropoda; Branchiopoda; Diplostraca; Daphniidae. Bases 577 to 1716 code for a protein of 379 amino acids. The record is from RefSeq and is a predicted model, not a curated record. Gene Ontology annotation, molecular function: cytokine activity; frizzled binding.